AUGUUUACACCUAUUGUCCAUAUCUUAAUGCUUAUUUCAUCUUUUUUUUCAAUACUUACAACUAUUACUUAUGUCAUUUUCAAAAAACAUAGAACAUUUCAACUUAAAUUAAUAGUUUAUCUCUGUUACUCAUUGUGUAUCCAAUAUUUAUUUGUUGUUUUAUCAUUUUCAUUCAAAGCAGGGUCCGAAGUAUGUAUUGGAAAUAGUAUAGUUCACCAUUAUUUUUAUUUAAAUGUUAUUUUGUGGAACACUUGUGUUGCAUUCAAUUUCUAUCAAGUAUUUAUUAAAAAUAACAAAGAUGCAGAAAACUAUGAAAUUUACUAUCAUUUAAUCGUAUAUGGAAUUCCAUUUAUUGAUUGUUUAUUCAAUGCAAUCAAAAGAAAUUAUGGAGUUGUUAGUGACCAUUGUUCUAUUGUAGGCGAUCUAUGGUAUAUUUUAGGUUUAUAUGUUCCAGGUUUAAUUUGUUUUGUAGUGAACAUGACAAUAUAUAUUGUACUUUCAUUUAAAAUUGGAUAUAUCUUAAAGAAUACACCUGCAACCUAUAGAAAAGAUAAAUCAAAAGAAUUAAAAGUUCAUCUAUCAAUAUUUGUAUCUACAGGAAUUCUAGGUUUCGUUAGUUUUCUAAUAACUUUUAUUGCAUAUUUCUCAAAGAAUUCAAUUCUCUAUUGGUUCUUCUAUAAUUUAUGUUUACCACUUGAGGUAGAGGAGGUCGGUCUCUUUAUACUUUUACUUUAA
Messenger RNA from Heterostelium album PN500, 735 nucleotides. RefSeq lists its product as uncharacterized. The record is from RefSeq and is a predicted model, not a curated record. Gene Ontology annotation, biological process: cell surface receptor signaling pathway. The transcript has 4 exons. Gene Ontology annotation, cellular component: membrane. Bases 1 to 735 code for a protein of 244 amino acids. NCBI's taxonomy places the organism in Eukaryota, Evosea, Eumycetozoa, Acytosteliales, Acytosteliaceae. Gene Ontology annotation, molecular function: transmembrane signaling receptor activity.